AUGAAGACCGCAAAGAGGCCUGCGCUUCACUCGUCGCAGUCGUCCCACACCUCGCGGCAUUCCCACACCAGCCCAUCUCUCCGACUCAAUAGGACAAUGUCCAGCUCUGUCGUCUCGCCACGCGUGGCACACUCGGUCGGCCAGCCGUAUCCUCCACCCAGCAAAUUAUCACCAGGCAUUUCCUCGCCGGACAGACGAGUCACGAGCCCCAACUACUUCGCCCUCAACGUCGAGCGCGACAGCUCGCCGCGGGACUCGUCGACCAUCCCAGAAAACAACUGGAGUCCUCCUACAUCAUCCGUGAGGUCAUUCGCCGCAGCAAUUCCUCAGCAGAUACCGCUCGACGCAAACCCAGAGUUUGAAGCGUUUCGACGACAGGUGGAUGCCAACCGUUCUAGGGGCUUCAACCUUGGUGAAGCCAGCUUCAGUCCUGCACCACGGCUAUCCCUACCUACAGCGACCACGACAAGGCCUCAGCCGACGCACCGAGCCACGCACCACAGCGAAGUUUCUGCUGAACGGGUGACGCGGACCUCGACGCAUGAUGGGCCCAGCCUUAAAAUGGAUGUGGAUGGGGACAGCCUCCACGAUUCUGCCUACGUCUCAUCCGAUUCCAAACGGAAUUCCGAGAUCUCGCUCUCCGGUCCCUUUGCUGGAGGUGUCAGAUAUGAUUCACCAGCUUCCAUGGAUUCCCCAUUUGAUGCUGGCAGGAGGUCAACCUUGACAACCAUUGACGACCGCCACCCGCGAUUGUCUCUGCCACAACAUAAGCUUGAGCUUGCGGGCGAUCUCGCCAAACAGCGUGCGCGAACCACUUCAUCCGGUCCGGAAGGCGGCCCCGGCCUAAUGCCUGUGGCAACACUUCACAAUUUGAUGAAAAACGCGGCAGAUGGAGAAUUGCUCAUCCUGGAUGUUCGAGUAUCGACACAUUAUGCGCAAAGCCGGAUACGGGACGCACUCAACCUCUGCAUUCCCACGACCCUUCUCAAACGAGCAACUUUCAACAUCCAGAAGCUCCUUCAGACGCUCCAAUCAGAACAGGACCAGGAAAAGUUCCAGCAAUGGCGUGCCACCAAAUAUCUGGUCGUGUACGACGCCACAUCAAGCGAGCAGCGGGACGCUGCCGCCGCCAUGAACAUGCUCAAGAAAUUCGCAAACGAGGGUUAUGAAGGCACUCCAUAUCUGCUGCAAGGAGGAUUUGCGGCAUUCUCCAAAGCGUACCCCAAUCUUGUUGACCACCGCAGUCCUGUCGAGAGAGCAGGCGGCAGCGCUAACUCUGCUGAAGGCAGCCGACCUUCCUUUGCACCAGUCAUCGGUGGCGUCAUGUUGCCAGCCAACUCUGAUGGCGCCAAUCCCUUUUUUAGUAACAUUCGCCAGAACAUGGAUCUCGCGGAUGGCGUUGGCCAGAUGGAUGUUAAGCUCCCUGCCAACAUUGACCUUGAUAUUCUGCCAGAGUGGUUGAAAACCGCUGCGGACCCUGCGGAUCAUGGCAAGAAGGUGUCAGAGCGCUUCCUAAAGAUCGAGAAGGGCGAACAAUCGCGCAUGAAAGACGCGUACGCAGCCUUCAACACAGCUUUGCCAUCACAAGCAGGAGGCGUGCGUCUGUCAGGAGUGGAGAAAGGUGUCAAGAAUCGGUAUAAAGACAUCCUUCCUUUUGAGCAUGCGCGAGUCCACCUCGCCGGCCGACCCCAAGGCGCCUGUGACUACAUAAACGCUAGUCACAUCGAGACCGCCAAGAGCAACAAACGGUAUAUCGCUAGUCAGGGUCCGCUGCCAGCCACCUUUGAUGAUUUCUGGUCGGUCGUAUGGGACCAGGAUGUUCGCGUGAUCGUCAUGUUGACUGCCGAGAUGGAAGGCGGACAGCUCAAGUGUCACCCGUACUGGAAGGAGAGAGAUUUUGGCCUCAUCAAGUUGAAGCCAUUGUCUGAGAAGAAGGUCUCUCUUGACAUUGACCGCCACCGGUCAAGCUCGACAGCAUAUCGAUCGUCUUUUAUGUCGAGCGGUGAAGCAAGCCGCCGCCGCGCCAAUACAACAACCCAGCUCGACUCUGCGCCUACGCCUGCUGCUGUCCAAAGCCAGACCGAAGCGCCAUAUGUCAUCAUUCGCAAGUUCGCCUUGAUGCACUCGGCUCAUCCCUUUGCGCCAGUGAGAGAGAUUACGCACCUCCACUACCCAUCGUGGCCGGAUUUUGGGGCCCCAGCACAGCCAUCGCACCUAUUGGCUCUGGUUGAGCUCGCCAACGUGAUGCAGCGAGCUGCACUGCCAGUUGACUCUCACGCAAUCUCAUCCAGCUUCGCCGCUGACCAGGCUCAUCACAUUGGCUGGUAUGACGAGCCAGCCUCAGAGGACAACGUGCGACCUAUGCUUGUGCACUGCUCUGCUGGAUGUGGCCGCACUGGCGCAUUCUGCACCGUCGACAGCGUGAUCGACAUGCUCAAAAGACAACACCUUGCGUCGCUGGAUACAGCCAAGAGUACCGAUGGCGACGGGGACGUCUCCAUGUCAGACGAGCCCAUUUCUCCACGCACUGUGCCGAGUCAGAGUCUCGAUGAGCGCCUCAGGCUUUCGCAGGUUCUUUUGGAGGGUAGACAGGGCGACAGGAGCUGGGUGUACAACAAAAACAUCGACCUCAUUGAAGACACAGUCAACGACUUCAGACAGCAGCGGCUUAGUAUGGUGCAGAGUCUGCGGCAGUACGUACUGUGCUAUGAGACCAUUGCCGAGUGGGUGGCGCGUCUAGAAGAGAAGAAAUCAAGCAACAUCACGCCUGGCGGUCGGCGGCGGAGUGGUAGCCUCAAUGGCCAUUGA
Messenger RNA from Microdochium trichocladiopsis, 2808 nucleotides. RefSeq lists its product as uncharacterized. Gene Ontology annotation, biological process: protein dephosphorylation. NCBI's taxonomy places the organism in Eukaryota, Fungi, Ascomycota, Sordariomycetes, Xylariales, Microdochiaceae. Bases 1 to 2808 code for a protein of 935 amino acids. The record is from RefSeq and is a predicted model, not a curated record. Gene Ontology annotation, molecular function: protein tyrosine phosphatase activity. The transcript has 2 exons.